Loxodonta africana (African savanna elephant) is the source of this 971-nucleotide messenger RNA. It is a transcript of the gene TFF2, whose product is annotated as trefoil factor 2. Lineage: Eukaryota; Metazoa; Chordata; Mammalia; Proboscidea; Elephantidae. Gene Ontology annotation, molecular function: CXCR4 chemokine receptor binding. The record is from RefSeq and is a predicted model, not a curated record. The transcript has 4 exons. Bases 20 to 409 code for a protein of 129 amino acids. Gene Ontology annotation, biological process: maintenance of gastrointestinal epithelium; chemokine-mediated signaling pathway; negative regulation of gastric acid secretion.
GAAGCUGUAUACCUACAACAUGGGACCUCGAGGUUUUGGGUUCCUGGUGGCUCUUCUCGUCCUGGGGCUGUGCGCCCUGGCAGUCAGCGAGAAGCCUUCCCCCUGCCGGUGCUCAAGGACAAGCCCAGAGAAAAGGAAGAACUGUGGCUUCCCUGGCAUUACCAGCAACCAGUGCUUCGACUCCGGGUGCUGUUUCAACUCCAGUGUCCGUGGCGUCCCCUGGUGUUUCAAUCCCCUUCCGGUGCAAGACGCGGAGCAGUGUGUCAUGGAAGUGGAAGCCCGCAAGAACUGCGGGUACCCCGGCAUCAGCCCGGAAGAGUGUGCCUCCCGAAACUGCUGCUUUUCCGACACCAUCCCUCAAGUGCCUUGGUGUUUCUUCCCUCUCUCUGUGCAAGACUGUCAUUAUUAAGAAGUGCUGGCCUUGGAGAAUUGACCUGGCUCACUGGAUGCUCUUAAAAAAAAAAAAAAAAAAGAAGAUUCACCAUCUCAUCAGCUUCACAUUUCACGUUUCAUGAAUUCCUGUGCUUUCCUCGUCUUCUUUUUAUUCUCCUCAAUGAUUUAACAUAUAAUUUCUUCAAAUAAAGAAAACCCUUCAAAUUGGCUAAAUUUCUUUUUGGCUUCAUGGGCAUGGCAGUGGUGAUAGUGUGUCUGUAAGAAUGUGUGAGUAUGUAUGUGUGCAGUUUUAACAAUUUUUUCGUUUACUGUAAAAGCAACCUAUUCAUCAAAUACAGGCUAUUGUAGCAGCAAUAAAGGACUCCAUGUCAGUGGAUUUUAACUCCCCGUCUGUUAAACUCAUGGCUGUCAAGAUGAUUCCGAUUCACAGCGCCCCUAUAAGGACAGAGUAGAAAUGCCCCAUAGUGUUUCCAAAGCUAUAAUCUUUACGGAAGCAGACUGCCACAUCUUUCUCCUGCAGAGCAGCUACUGGGUUCGAACCGCCGGCCUUUUGGUUAACAGCCCAACACUUAACCACU